UGACAUAUAUCUUGCUAUUUUAAAAAAUCAUGUAGGCCUAUUAAAAUGUACAUGGAGAGGCAUAUCUUUUUUUAUAUCAAUGGUGUACUAUGUAUUUUAUUUCGAAAUUGCAAACAUUGAUGCAAUGUUUCAGUGAAUUUGCACUACAGCUUGCUCAACUCAACAGAUGCAAAAAUAACAAGGCUUGUGUUAAGAUCGAAGGAAAACUUUGCAAACAAAAUGUGUAUGGAUAUCUUGUUAUGAUCAUCUUGCAACAGAUGCACGAUACAAGGCCGGGGAAAACUUUGCAAACAAAAUGUGUAUGGAUAUCAUAUUACUUCAUCUUGCAAUAGGAGCACUAUACCAGAGUGACCCGCAGCCAGCAAAUCAUCUGUUAUAGCGGCUGAACCGAUAUUGUGGUGAAUAACGGCGAGAAAAAUGGAGUACUAUUCAAUGUCUACGACAACAUCGAACAUGUCGAUUGACGAAAUCUUUAUCCCUUCACCGACAGUUGCAAUUCUCAUUGGGAUUGACGUCUGCUUCAUCAUCCUUUGCAUUGUGGGAAAUUUAUCCGUGCUAAUCACAACAGCAAAGGCGAAGACUUUACGCACACCCUCGUUUUUGUUUGUCCUCUCUGUAGUUCUCGGCCACCUAUUGGUCGGAUUCUUCAUCUUACCAAUGUUUAUCAUCAGCCACUUUCCGGAAAAGUACAUGACCACGCCGAUAUGUAAGGUGAUUAUGUAUUUGUCGAAAAUAGCGAGUAAUGCAAGCAUAUUGUCCUUGAUCCCGUUAACUGUUGACAGCUUUUUGAAAAACAGCCGCUUCAACAGGAAGAAGAAUUUAACAUAUUCAAAUGCUCUCAUCCAGUUAGCAAUUGUUUGGACUAUUUCGAUUGCAUAUGCCUUAUUUUUUCCGUUAGUCUACGAAAUGGUCGAAAAGGUUUUCCCAAAGGCAAACAAUCCGUCGCAAUUCUGGUCGACAAAUAUGUGCGACUUCCCAACCAGACAGUCCAAAGCUCACAAAAUGUUCUUAAUCAUCGAUAUGCUAAUCAUGUACAUUAUACCGGUCAUCAUACUUGCUUCGAUGUACAUCCACAUCUUCUGGUGGCAGUGGAAGGGCCUGGCGAAAAAAAAGGUGCACGAAAUAAACGCAAAGGGUCGCGCAGCCGUAACAAAAGCUGGCGUGUUAUUCCUAACAGCAUUCGUGUUCUGCAGCCUUGGCAACUACGGUAUCAUGAUGUAUACCAACUGGGGACCAGGUCACUUUGUGAAUAUUCAUUUGUGGCAAUCCGUCUCGGCUUUAUUCGCUUACACCCAAAGCUGGCUAAACGUCGUACUUUUGAUACUUUUCAAUAAACCGUUCCGGGAUGCGCUACUUCAUCGUAAGGUCAACAGCACACAGGAGCAGAUUUCGGAGAUGAAGGAGUUGAAGAACGGCACAUCAGGAAGUCUCGAAAAUAUUGCAGAAAUACAGACAAAUAUGGGUAAAAAUCAGGAAAAUAUUGCAGAAAUACAGAAAAAUAUGGAUAAAAAUCAGGAAAAUAUUGCAAGGAUUGAAACCCAAGUUUAGGACAAAGCCACUUGAUCAAGGCUUGAAGUCAGAACGGAAGAUAAAACCACUUUUUGGGGUACAUCAAAAUUAAUUUGAAACCUAAGAGAAAGGCUUACUUUGUCUGGGACUGAGGGGUUCAUGAUUUUGGCUUUUUGACGAAAACAAACUGGCAGUCAAGUGUUGCCUUUUCAAAAUGUAUAUCAAGGGCGGGGUCAUGAUUUUUACAAACCUCCAUUCGUCUUUCUAUUAGGGACACCUGGUUGUCAACAUUUGAUAUUUCAAAACGUACAUUAACAACCAUGGCCGUCAAAGAGUUAAAGGGUGAACUAAUCAACAGACAACACUACCCUACAUGUUGCAUCAAAGAAGUUGUUUACCAGGAAACCAGUUGUUUACCAGAGCUAGAGCAUACUUAGCGUGAUGCAAAGUUAAUGGUGAUAGUAACCACCAGACAAUCGUUAAUAGAUAGCGGGCUUUGAGCAACAGUUCUCUAUACUUUCAUAUAUCACUGUUCAAUGUUGUUAACCAUGCAUUGUGAACUAUACGUAUCGACAGAUGGUAUGCUCAUUAAUAUUAGAUGUUGUUGCGGUCUGUCUGUGUUGUUGUGGUCUGAGGUGUGGGACUGUAGCAAGAUUAACACAAGGAAAAACACAACAAUUUCUUAAGCAAUCUUAAUCUCAAAUUUCAGCAUCCUGCCCUUUAAAGGGGGAGUAUUGGCAGGAGCUAGGUGGUCAACCUGUUGUCCUAAGGUGAAUAAUUAUGCACAGUUUGGCAACUUGGUUGUAUUUGAUUAAGUCAUGAAUAAAUCUCUCCUACAUGACUGAAUAGUUUUGACGUAUCAUACUGUGACAUAGAAGAGACCCCUAUUGACAACCUAGUAUAACUUUAUCUUGCCCACCUUGCUUCUGCCUACAGUCUCCCUGUAGAAACCCAGCAACGAAGAAAAGUCUAGCUGUGAUUUAGCCAGGAUGGAUGGUGCUAGAAAAGUGUCACAAGGAAGUUAAUUCCAGGCGUUUAGUUGUUCUGUUUGGAAAAAGUUCUUCUUAAUGAAGUUUGAUCUCUAGCGGGUUUCGGCCAGCUUAAGCCAGUGAAUUGUUUUAUCACUGUUUCUCGGAAAAUAUAAACAGGUUAUUUUUUUACCAAAUGUUCACUAAAGUGUUAGCGAUGUUUGUGAGUUCAGUCGAGGCUAAAACCAAGACCUUAUAUAUUAUUUGUACAACCUACUAAAAACACUUAAUAAUACUUGCGUUACCGGUGUAUGAUAUUUGAUAGCAUGAUAUUCUAAGAAAUCUUUGCCACAAGAAUAAAAAAUGUAUUGGAUUUGGCACACCCCCACUACAAAGUUAUUAGCAACUGCAUAUGAGAUGCAUGGAUGUCAAGGCAACGUCAUGUUUAACAGGAUUUUGAUAUAGGGUAAAUUUUGCGAAUGUUGGCCUCUGGGUCAAUCGUGAUAUAAACUAUUCCUCCAUCCAGACAGCCUGUAUUAGUGCCCAAUGACGACCCAGCCAGACUUACUUUACACUGUUAGAAAUGCCAUAUUAUCAAAUGAAAUGCUGUGUUUAAUUUUCAAAUAAUAAACCAAUCAUACAUAAAACACAAAAAAUUGUUAGUACACUUCUU
Lineus longissimus is the source of this 3150-nucleotide messenger RNA. RefSeq names its product neuropeptide FF receptor 2-like. The transcript has 2 exons. The record is from RefSeq and is a predicted model, not a curated record. Gene Ontology annotation, cellular component: plasma membrane. Bases 418 to 1548 code for a protein of 376 amino acids. Gene Ontology annotation, biological process: cellular response to hormone stimulus; G protein-coupled receptor signaling pathway. Gene Ontology annotation, molecular function: G protein-coupled receptor activity; peptide binding. NCBI's taxonomy places the organism in Eukaryota, Metazoa, Nemertea, Pilidiophora, Heteronemertea, Lineidae.